UUUUGGAUUCUAUCAGUUUGUUGUCAGUUUGCUUGAUUUGCUAAUUUCAGUGCAUUUUUAGUAGGAAUAAGUCCAUUUUACCCCCGAACUACGAAACCAGGAAUGGACAGUACCUGAAGUUUGAAAACCAGGCACACGACCCCCUCCCCACCCUGUUUUGCUCUGUUUUUCCCUUGUUUUGACCCAGUCGCCAGUCCACGUCAGCUUCCGCCUCCACGUCACGCCCCUACAUGUCACGCCGACUCCACGUCGGAUCGAGCCGCGGGUCAAAAAUCCUUUCCCCCACCUCUCGCUCUCUCUCUCUCUCCCCCGUAGUCGCGCCGCCGUUCCCCUUCUGCAAGAACCCUAGCUCCGGCGGUGGGGGGACGAAUCCCGGCCGUAGCCGCCGCUCCAGAAGAAGGCCGUGCGCAGCGCUGACCACCCGCCGCCCCUGUUGCAGCCGGUGAAGCUACAGCUGCUCGUGACGCUGCAGCCGCCGGUGAUGUGGAUUUGAAGGCCCCUGCAUCGUCGUGACAGGUGCUAGGAUGGAUCCACUUUCCAAGUUGACAGUUAGAUUUCAUUUCCUCGGAGAGUUCAUUAACCAUGGCAAGAAGCUGAACUAUGUGGGAGGUAGGGAAGCAAUGAGAUGCAUUGACAGAGACCUAGUGUCGUUGCCUGAGAUUGUAGGACACUUGAAGGACCACUGCAAGGUUGAGGAGGGGUCGAUGCUGCAUUGGUUGUUUCCUUGUGCAAAGUUAAGCAAAGGGCUUAGGGCACUGAUUGAUGAUAAGGCAUGCCUGGAUAUGGCUGAUUGUAUCACAGAUGGAGGUGUAGCUGAUAUAUAUGUAGAGCAUGGUGUGGAAGGUAGUGAUGAUGCACAAGAUGAUGCAGAUUAUAACCAAGAGAAAGAGAUGGAGGUUGGCAGUGAGGCAGGCAAAUCAGAUAGUGAUGAUGCAGUGCAAGUUAUUGGCUGCAAGAAGGUGACCAGCAGUAAAUCUUCCCCCAAAGAUUAUGGAAAAGAUAUAGCCAAGCUGAAGAAGUUUUAUGGGUCCAUAAGUGGUGAGAAGUCUACAUGCAGCAAGAGGUUAGAUUUGUCAGCAAAGAUGAAUGCAGGAGAGUUCAGUUCUAGUACCAUGAUAGACAAGAUAGUAGCUGAAGGAGGCAGUUCAUCUGAUAGUGAUUUUUUACCUAGUGAUGAUAGUUGUUCUGAGGUUGAUGAGGAAGCUGAACAAAUUAUGAAUAGAUUCAAGGAGUACAAGAGGAAUUGCAAAAAAGGUCAAAUACCAACUUUGGAUGACCUUGAUUUCUGUGGAAAGGUUCUUGUAACUCAUGGUGAGAUGGGAGCAACACAUGAUGGGAAUGAGACUCCUUAUGCUGACAGUAGUGAUGGUGAGGAGGAGUCAUUUGAUGAGCUAGGCAGUGAUGGAGAAAUUGUGAGCCACAAUAAUGAGUUUCCUAGGUAUAAGGAUAAAGGUCCUAGGUUUGUUUUAUGUUUGGGGAUGAAAUUUGCAGAGAAGAAGGAAUUCAAAAAUGCAGUGACCAAGUAUACAUUGGAUUCAAGAAAGGUUAUCAACUUUGUUAAGGAUGAAGGGUAUAGAGUUAGGGCUAAAUGUGACUGGCCAACAUGCCCUUGGGUUUGUCUGCUGUCAACCAACAUAAGAAUUGAGGGCUGGCAGAUUAGCACUUUCACUGAUGAGCAUACUUGUCCUGAUAGAAGAGACAACAAAUUGGUGACAGCAAAGAGGAUAGCUGACAAGUAUGACAGAAGAAUUAGAGCAAACCCUCAUUGAGAUUUGCUACAAAUAUAGACUACAAUUCAGGAAGAUAUGUUUGUUUGCAGAUGUUAGCAUAUCCAAGAUAAAAAGAGCCAAGUCUAUUAUAAUGGAUAGGAUGUAUAACUGUACUAGGGGAGAGUACAGUAGAGUGUUUGACUAUCAAUUAGAGUUGAUGAGGAGUAACCCAGGGAGCACUGUCAUUGUCAAACUUGAUACUGAUGAACCUGAAUCAACAUUUCAAAGAUUUUGUGUGUGCUUGGAUGCAUUGAAGAAAUGUUUCAAGGUUGGAUGGCUGUUUUUUCGAGGGUGCAGGG
Molecule: messenger RNA, 2068 nt
Organism: Panicum virgatum (switchgrass)
Lineage: Eukaryota; Viridiplantae; Streptophyta; Magnoliopsida; Poales; Poaceae
Exons: 2
Coding region: 525-1769 (414 amino acids)
Source: RefSeq, a predicted model, not a curated record